This is a messenger RNA of Puntigrus tetrazona (Sumatra barb), 4066 nucleotides long. RefSeq names its product transient receptor potential cation channel, subfamily M, member 1a (gene trpm1a). Gene Ontology annotation, cellular component: membrane. The transcript is spliced from 21 exons. NCBI's taxonomy places the organism in Eukaryota, Metazoa, Chordata, Actinopteri, Cypriniformes, Cyprinidae. The record is from RefSeq and is a predicted model, not a curated record. Gene Ontology annotation, biological process: calcium ion transport into cytosol; protein tetramerization. Gene Ontology annotation, molecular function: calcium channel activity. Bases 96 to 3851 code for a protein of 1251 amino acids.
AUGGGUUGGUUAAUGAUAGUGUUAGAGACCAGCUUCUAGUAACCAUACAGAAGACAUUCAACUACAACCGGAAUCAGGCACAGCAGAUUUAUCUCAUGGUGAUGGAGUGCAUGAAGAAGAGAGAACUGAUCACAGUUUUCCGCACUGCAUCAGAGGGUCAGCAGGAUAUCGAGAUGGCCAUCUUAACUGCUCUGCUGAAAGGCACAAAUGCCUCGGCCCCAGACCAGCUGAGUUUAGCUUUGGCCUGGAACCGUGUGGAUAUUGCUCGCAGUCAAAUCUUCGUCCAUGGACAACACUGGCCUCCCGCUGGGUCCCUGCCCACUUCAUCCUCGAGCCAGCAGGAUAAACCAAAGAGCCCUAUCACCACCCGUGCCAGCAAGGGUAAACCUGCCAGGGCCAAGAAGGGCAAAGGUGCCAAAUCCAAACCUGAGCCUCCGGAGGAGACAGAUCCUAGAAAACUAGAGUUGCUUAACUGGGUUAAUUCUCUGGAGCAGGCCAUGAUGGACGCACUCGUGCUUGACAGAGUGGAUUUUGUGAAGCUUCUUAUUGAAAAUGGCGUCAAUAUCCACCAUUUCCUGACAAUCCCACGACUGGAAGAGCUCUAUAACACAAAAUUAGGGCCGACCAACACAUUGCAUUUUGUGGUCAGAGAUGUAAAAAAGGGAAACCUACCGCCAGAUUACCAGAUCACUCUGAUUGACAUCGGCUUGGUUCUGGAGUACCUCAUGGGAGGAGCGUAUCGGUGUCACUAUACUAGGAAAAGUUUUCACACACUCUAUAAUAACCUCUAUGGACUUAAAAGACCCAAAGCUUUGAAACUCUUGGGUAUGGAGGACGACGACCCGAGACCUAAAGGCAAAAAGAAGAUGAAAAAGAAGAAAGAGGAAGAAAUCGACAUUGACGUUGAUGACCCAGAGGUCAGUCGCUUCCAGUACCCCUUCCAUGAGCUGAUGGUGUGGGCUGUUCUCAUGAAGCGCCAGAAGAUGGCGCUGUUUCUCUGGCAGAGGGGAGAAGAGGCCAUGGCCAAAGCUCUGGUGGCAUGUAAACUCUAUAAAGCCAUGGCGCACGAAUCCUCCCGGAGCGAACUAGUGGACGACAUCUCGCAGGAUCUGGACAAUAAUUCCAAGGAAUUUGGCCAGUUAGCAUAUGAGCUGCUAGAUCAGUCGUACAAGCAUGAUGAACAGGUGGCCAUGAAACUUUUGACGUACGAGCUGAAGAACUGGAGUAACUCCACCUGCCUAAAACUGGCUGUAGCUGCCAAACACAGAGACUUUAUAGCCCACACUUGCAGCCAGAUGCUGCUCACUGACAUGUGGAUGGGCUGCCUGAGGGUGGGCAAGAGCAAUGGACUCAAGGUAAUCCUUGGAAUCAUCUUUCCUCCAACCAUUCUUCUCCUAGACUUCCGGACUGGAGAUGAUCUGUCUUACCAAAACUCCAAAGACAAAGAAGAGCUCAAAGACAAAGAGGAUGAUAACAAAUCUGGCAAGGAUGGCACCUUGAGCAUGGACGGAGCGUCUAAGAAAGGUGACGAGGAAGAUGGUAAAAAGAAACAGAAACGAGUGCCUGUUGGGAAGAAGAUAUACUAUUUCUAUAAUGCUCCAUUUACCAAGUUCUGGUUCAAUACGACUGCCUACCUGGUGUACCUAAUGCUGUAUAAUUACAUCAUCUUGGUGAAAAUGGAGAGAUGGCCAUCAUUGCAGGAAUGGAUCGUCAUCUCCUACAUCAUCACUCUUGGACUAGAGAAAGUUAGACAGAUUCUGAUGUCAGAGCCAGGAAAGCUGAAACAGAAGAUAAACGUAUGGCUUGAAGAGUACUGGAACAUCACUGACCUGGCUGCCAUCACCAUGUUCCUCAUGGGCCUGUUACUGCGACUGCAGAACGAGCCUUACAUGGGCUACGGCCGCGUCAUCUACUGUGUAGACAUCAUCUUCUGGUACAUUCGUGUCCUCGACAUUUUUGGAGUUAACAAGUAUUUGGGACCGUAUGUCAUGAUGAUUGGUAAAAUGAUGAUCGACAUGCUGUACUUUGUGGUGAUCAUGCUGGUGGUUCUCAUGAGCUUCGGGGUGGCGCGUCAGGCCAUCCUGCACCCGGACGAGGAGCCAACGUGGCGUCUGGCAAGAAAUAUCUUCUACAUGCCCUACUGGAUGAUCUAUGGAGAAGUGUUUGCUGACUCGAUAGACCUCUAUGCGAUGGAGAUUAAUCCACCCUGUGGUGAAAAUAUGUAUGAUGAAGAUGGAAAGAAGCUCCCUCCGUGUAUACCUGGGGCCUGGCUCACACCUGCCAUCAUGGCCUGUUACUUACUGGUAGCCAACAUCCUACUGGUCAACCUGCUUAUUGCUGUAUUCAAUAACACGUUCUUUGAAGUGAAAUCCAUCUCCAACCAAGUUUGGAAGUUCCAACGUUACCAGCUCAUCAUGACUUUUCAUGACAGACCGGUGCUUCCUCCUCCCCUCAUCAUCUUCAGCCACAUAUACAUUGUGUUGAAGCGCCUGUGCUGCCGCUGCAGGAAGAAACAGGAAGGGGAGCUGGAUGAGAGAGACCGCGGACUGAAGUUGACCCUGAGUCUGGAGGAACUGAAGAGUCUGUAUGAGUUUGAGGAACAGUGUGUGGAGGAGUACUUCAGAGAGAAGGAGGACGAGGCGCAGUCUUCCAAUGAUGAGCGAAUCCGAAUUACUUCCCAGAGAGUCGAGAACAUGUCCAUGCGCCUAGAGGAGGUGAAUGAACGAGAACACUCCAUGAAAGCCUCUCUGCAGACAGUCGACCUGCGCCUGGCUCAGCUAGAGGAGUUUUCCGGCCGCAUGAUGCACGCGCUGGAGCGGCUGACUGGUAUCGACCGCUGCGAACUGGUCCGUGCUCGAUCUGGCAGCUCAAUGGCCGUGGACCAAUCUGGCCUGCUUCGCCGCGGUAGCGUCAACAGCGCCGACGGCUACAGCUUGUACCGCUGGCACCUGGAUGCCGAUGACCGCGGGGAAGAGAUGUCCGGGGAGAGGAAGGGCCACUCAGAGAGACGCGGCAGUGUUGGCAGCAGCGACCUCCUUCUAAACCCUCAUCAAGGUUCUUGCUAUGGACCCACGCUGGACGUGGUGCCUCUCCGGCAGAGGACACGCUCCAGCUCCAGUGUGGACAUUCUCAUCUCUCCUUGCGAAUCACAAGACAGAGCCCAGACCUCUCAAUCCCCAAAACACACCUCUGCCCAGCACCCUAAAGAUCCACAAGCUCUGCUAGAAGCUGGAACAGACAUAGCAUUCCCACAUCUUCUGGAAAGGGCGCAAUCCCUGAGGCAGUACCCAACCGACGCUCAGAGUAACUCACUUUCGUAUGAGAACAGAUCUCAAAGUGGUACUUUGUACGUCUCGAUGGCACAGUCGAGGCUGUGCAGUCCAAGGAAUACGUGGGCUUCGGAGCCCCACGGCCUACAGGAUCAAGCAAGUAGAUCGCCAACGCUAGGUCGCUGGCCUCCGCGCUUCGAUGACAAAGUUCAUCCCUCCCCUUUCGGACUUUCCCCAAAGGCAUCUUUAGAGAAACUAAGACAAGGAGAACAAGAGGAAAGUGACGAAAAGAAGAAAGACGAGGAUCAGUCGGACGUAAAUAGCGAAAGCAGCACAAAAGAGGGAGGAGAAGAGAAAGAAGAGGAGCUGACGGACUCGGAUCAUUUGUAUGUUGCAGAGGACAGGAUGUACCCCUCGCUCAGAUCUAAGAGUCUGAACACUAACCCACGAAAGGCGAAGGCUGUAGGGAACAUCCUAGAAAGACCUCGAGCGGCCAGUAGUGUGAGAGACCUGGCUGGAGCCUUCGAAGUCAACACCAAUGACUACAGACCCUCCAGAGAGAGGACAGGCACACAGACUUGAGAGCAAGAUCAUCGCAUUAGUGCUAGGUUAAAGAAGUUGAUUUUCAUUGUUUUCCAGUAUGGAUCACACUUCUAACUAACACUAGUUAUGUUGUGGAUUAGCUAGUAGGCAUAUUUUCAUACAUUUAUGUUCAUUAGACAUGUAAAAUUAAUGCUAAAAUCUAAAACAUGGUAUGCAAAAAGGGAAAUCUAGGACUACCUCUGUGCUGUAGACAU